AUGGAAAAUUUAGCGACAAAAUUAGGUAGUUUUGUUCGCAUCUGCAAACCUGGAAUUAAUGCAUUUUAUACCAAAGCAUUUAAAACAGAUUAUACACAACACGCUACUCAGAAAUGCUCAAAAAGAGACAUUCAUCCUUACAAACGGAUACAUCCUUGGAAAUCGUUGAGAGAGUUUUCCGAGGAUCUUGUGAAUAAUGUAAUUUAUAACAGCGAUGGUCUAAUAGCGCUCAAUAAACCUUAUGGCAUAGGUACUGAGAAAGGAGCAGUGCAAACUAAGUAUGCUGUACCCAAUGCUGUAGAUUAUACAUUGCAAGAUGCCCUACCACAUAUUGCUGAACAUUUAAAAUAUCCAAAGUUGACUGUAGUCAGAAAUCCAGAAAAAUAUAUGAGUGGUGUUACACUUUUAGCAGGGGAUUCACAAGUUCAAGAUAAAAUAGAAAAAUCAUUAAGACGUGGUAAUAACUUCACAAAAACUUAUUUGGUAAUUACAACUAGUGUGCCAAAGCGAUUAAAGGGUAAAGAGAAAUUGGCAAUGGAAAUGAUAUCGAAUCCAGAUUACAAUUAUAGAAAGCCGGUUAUAGUCUCAUCAUGGUCAGAAAGGGCAAGGAAAAGGCAACUUAUCAAACCUUUAAGCGUAGACUUUAAAGUUUUGUCCAAUUCUACCCUUAAUUUAUGUUCGCUGAUUGAAAUGAGAUCUUCUACCAUACAGUGGCAUGCGAUUAGACUUUUUGCAACUACAGUGUUAUAUUGUCCAGUAUUAGGAGAUAAUAUGUAUGCAUCACGAAUCCAGAAAAUUGGAAAUACUUAUGUUCAAGUUGAUCCCUUCCUGGAAUACACACAGUUACCACCAGUACUAGAAAAACCAAUCUUGCAGUUGCUAAAUGUAAAAAGGUCACAGCAACAUAUCAUUCCUGUUCACAUUCAUUUAAAAUCAAUAGAUUUACCAUCCUUUAUCAGAAAAGGAGAAGACUUAAAGAUUGAAGCUCCCUUAAUACCACCGUUUGAUUGGACUUGCGAACAACUUGAAUUUAAGUGUUUAAUGAAGAAUAAAUAAGACUGU
Messenger RNA from Dufourea novaeangliae, 1062 nucleotides. Its product is annotated as ribosomal large subunit pseudouridine synthase C-like. Gene Ontology annotation, molecular function: RNA binding; pseudouridine synthase activity. Gene Ontology annotation, biological process: pseudouridine synthesis. Lineage: Eukaryota; Metazoa; Arthropoda; Insecta; Hymenoptera; Halictidae. The record is from RefSeq and is a predicted model, not a curated record. Bases 1 to 1056 code for a protein of 351 amino acids. The transcript has 4 exons.